AUGUCUCGGGCACAGUUCUUGCGGGAGUACAAGCUCGUCGUCGUCGGCGGUGGUGGUGUCGGAAAGUCUGCAUUGACGAUCCAGUUCAUUCAGAGUCACUUCGUGGACGAGUACGACCCGACCAUUGAGGACUCGUACCGGAAGCAAUGUGUGAUCGACGAUGAGGUUGCUCUGCUGGACGUGCUCGAUACUGCGGGUCAGGAAGAAUACGGAGCGAUGCGCGAGCAAUACAUGCGCACAGGCGAGGGCUUCCUGCUCGUCUACUCGAUCACGUCACGCCCGUCGUUCGAGGAAAUCAGCACAUUCCACCAACAAAUCUUGCGUGUCAAGGACCAGGACUCGUUCCCCGUCGUCGUCGUCGCGAACAAGAGCGAUCUGGAGUAUGAGCGCCAGGUGGGCAUGAACGAGGGCCGCGACCUCGCGAAGCACUUCGGCUGCAAGUUCAUCGAGACGUCCGCGAAGCAGAGGAUCAACGUCGACGAGGCGUUCUGCAGCCUUGUGCGUGAGAUCAGGCGGUACAACAAGGAACAACAAACGGGUCGCCCGGGUGUGCAGCCCAACGCACCUUCAGCACCCGGCGUGUACUCUGGCAAGGACGACGACGGCGUCGGUGGGUGCUGCUCCGGCUGCGUCAUCCUCUAG
Molecule: messenger RNA, 642 nt
Organism: Rhodofomes roseus
Lineage: Eukaryota; Fungi; Basidiomycota; Agaricomycetes; Polyporales; Fomitopsidaceae
Product: ras protein
Exons: 7
Coding region: 1-642 (213 amino acids)
Biological process (GO): signal transduction
Cellular component (GO): plasma membrane
Molecular function (GO): GTPase activity; GDP binding; GTP binding
Source: RefSeq, a predicted model, not a curated record